Sclerotinia trifoliorum is the source of this 2246-nucleotide messenger RNA. The record is from the annotation of a GenBank genome assembly. Lineage: Eukaryota; Fungi; Ascomycota; Leotiomycetes; Helotiales; Sclerotiniaceae.
AGGUAGUCUUCGACACAUUUGAGAAUAACGGUACAACCAUCGUUUUGCUACGGUUCGCUGGUAAUAAUUACAACAUCAAUCUCAAAAUUCACCGCCUUGGUAGGUACCGAGCCGCAUUUGUUGGCAGGAGGGGCAGACCGAGUUCUUCUCCCCAGUAAAAGCCUUUCAUAUCAAAUUUCUUAACUGAACUCAGAGAAAGAUUUACAUAAAAAUCAAUUCAAUUUCAAAAAAUGUCUACAUCUUCAAAUGCUGGAAUUGAUCCAGCUUCGGCAUCUUUUGAAAUUCAAGAUCAUACGAAAUCCAUCAAUCAAAAAUCCGAUAGCGUCAAAGGGAAUCAUGAUGAGGCAGCUCCCACAGCUCCUAGAUCAAUCACGGAUGAUGAGAAUAAUGAUAUUUUACCAAAGGAUGAUCCGGCUACAAUGGCUGCCAGUGAAGAAUUAAAGCAUACCACCAUCUCAGACAGGAUUCCUUUGCCUACAGAAGGCGCCGAAGCAGAAACUCAUACAGAAGAUAAGAAUAUGUCAGGUACAAACAAAGACACCACGCCCGAGGCUGAAUCGAUCGAUGCGCAAGAUGAGGAAAUGAGAGAUCGAAUUUCUUCACCUAAGAAGAAACGUGGUAGAGAUCAAGAUGAUGAUUCAAAUCAGUUGGAAGACAAUAAAACGAGAAAUAAUGGCAGUGUCAGUGAAGGAAGUUUAAAUGGCAGUCGAACGAUGAGAUCAGGUCCAGAAAAGAAGAGACCCAGAGACACUUCACAAGAACCAUCCAGAAUAUCCGAUGGAUCUUUAGCAAAGGUAUAUUUAUUUUUACUUGACAUCGCACUUCGACUUCAUUUACAUUUACUAAUAUGACUGACUCUCAGGAGAUAAACCCCGCUGAAACAUCAAAGACUACCCAAACAUCAACAUCAUCCACCGAGAAUCCUAUCAAGUCAACAUUUGGAAGUACAUCUGGUGAUAAAUUUGCAAAUUCAGGAUUUGGUGCUUUAGCAUCUUCCAGUACUUCCCCUUUUGGGACAAUCGGCGCAUCUAAACCUAGCGUUUUCGGAGGAAAUGCAAAAUCGCCGCUUUCAGGGUUUGGAGCUCUUGCUUCCAAACCAACAAGCUCAACACCUACAUCAUCUAUUUCAGGUUCCUCUGGGGAAAAAACUACAUCUGGAUUUGGAAGCGCAUUUGGUGGUGGUAGUACAUCAGGAUUUGGUGGAUUAGGUUCAGGAAGUGUAUUUGGUAGUGGAUUAAAAAAUGGAUUCGCCGGUGGAUCUGGACCAAAACUUUCGAGCUUUGCUGCACCAGGUAAAGAUAAUGUUGCACUAGGUAGCAAACCAAUUAAACCUUUUGGUGCUCCAGCUAGUGAUGCGGAGGAAUCUGAUGAUGAUGAGGAUGAUAGUGAGGGUGGAGCUGAAGGAGAUGAAGAAGAAGGGGGUGAGAAAGCAGCUAUUGAAGAGAAGAGAAAGACCAAGAAAGGUAAACUAUUGAUUUUACAUCUGAGUUAUGUUCUCUACUAAUUAAUUUUCUAGUUCACAUUGAUGAUGGCGAAGCCGAAGAAGCAACCAUAUUACAAAUUCGAGCCAAAUUAUUUGCAAUGGGAUCAAAGGAAGCAGGUUGGAAAGAAAGAGGAGUCGGUACUCUGAAGAUAAACGCACCAAAAUCUUGUGUCGAUUUCGAUGAAAAUGGCCAUGUAAUUCCGGGUAGUUUCGAUUCAUCAAUGUUAGAAGGCCACAGUGUACGAUUGGUCAUGCGACAAGAAAAUACCCACAGAGUUAUUUUGAAUACAGUGGUAUUGAAAGCUAUGGAAUUCAAACCUAAACCAUCAACUACUUCAGCACAGGUUUUAUUUACAGCUUUUGAAGGAGAGACAGAAGCUAAACCUAUUAAUAUGAUUCUCAAGGUUAGUUUUUCUUUUCUUUACGUAUGAUGGAAUCUGGGAAUUUUGGCUAAUCCGGGGUACAUCUAGAUGAACGAAAAUAAUUACAACUUAUUCAUAAAUGAAAUCGAAAACAUUCAACAUGAGCUAUAACCUAGGCAUGAGAGAGAGCGAGAUAUCAUCCAUCACGCAACGAACUCACAGACAAAAAAAAGAUACCCACGGAUUCACCAGCUUCGUUUUUUUUUUCAAUAUGAUGACAGGGAGGGAGGGAGGAUAGGUGAUGUUUCCUUGUUUUUUCGCCGCCGAUAUACAUACAUACAUACUUGGUGAAGCUAGCUUUCAAUUGAUUCAAUUGUUCGGAAGGAAGGGAGGGACGAAGG